Messenger RNA from Phymastichus coffea, 1180 nucleotides. RefSeq names its product protein C3orf33 homolog. The coding region runs from base 336 to 1043 and encodes 235 amino acids. The transcript has 5 exons. NCBI's taxonomy places the organism in Eukaryota, Metazoa, Arthropoda, Insecta, Hymenoptera, Eulophidae. The record is from RefSeq and is a predicted model, not a curated record.
AUAUUUCCAGUGAUAAAUUCUAGUGACUUGGCCGAAAAAAUGCAUUUCGGAAAAAUAUACUGUUGCUCUUGAAUCUUGACCUUGCUUGGCACUUAUAUCUUACGAGUGUCAACUUUGUUGCAAUAAUAUUCUAUCUAUAGAGGUUAUGUUAUGUUAGCUAAAAUAGAAAGAGUCGCAAGUUAGUCUUCCAACCGCUGACGAUAACGAAUAAACAUAGCAUGUAACGCAGCCGAUUGUCACUGUAAAAUAUUAUGAAACUAUUUAAAAUUUAGUUUUACUUUUUAAUGUAAGAAAUAGCUGAUUUAUUGUAAAUAGUUUGAAAAAUAAGUUAAAGCAUGGAUAAAGAAGAAAAAAUGGAUUUUUUUGAGCGAUUUUCCAACUUUAUGGAACAUGAUACUAGGGGAGUACAGAUAAUAACUUAUGGAGUAGCAGGUAUUGGCUUUUUAGCUGCAUUGUACAAGAUCAGACCAUUUGCUAGGUUUACCAGUCCAUCUGAUGUGCCUAAACACUUUUUUACCAAAAAAGUCUUACUUGAGGGUACAGUGAAAAAUGUAGCACCAUCUGAACAGCCAUAUCUUUUGAUAGAUCAUAAGCCGUUAGUUCCUUUACCUAGACUGGGCAUUCAAAAAUACUUACCUGUAAAAAUAGCUGGUGUAAAUAUUACUGGAAAUGGUAUGAGUUGGUUGCAAGCAAUAGUUAAGGGACAAAAAGUAAAAUUUUUGCCAAUAGCUAAGGAUAAUGAAUUUUUGACAUGUAUAGUGAUGCUGGCACAAAAAGAUAAUGAACCAGCAUCUAUUGGAAAAGAAUUGCUAAAAGUAGGAUUUGGUACUGUCGCAGACAUCAAACCUUUUUUACCAACAGAUAAAGAUGUAAAAGGUUAUCAGAGAUCUCUGCAACUUGCUCAAAAAUGGGCAGAAAGGAAAAGAAAUGGUAUUUGGCAUUUCAAGUACUCUCCAACAAUUCUAUGGAAGAUAAGAAAUAAUUUAGAUAAUAAGCUAAAAUCAACUCUCCCAGCUUCAUUAGCAAGAUAUUUCAAUAUUUAGCUUUAAAAAGUGAUGAAUGUAAUUAAGUUUCUAAAUUGAGUUCAAAAAUUAUUUUAUAAACUAUUUUAUAAGAGAGAAAGUAAAAGCUGUUGAGUUUUUAAAAUUUUUAAUAUAGAUACAAUCAUGUUUAAUCAAUA